Topomyia yanbarensis is the source of this 4984-nucleotide messenger RNA. It is a transcript of the gene mew, whose product is annotated as integrin alpha-PS1. Gene Ontology annotation, molecular function: integrin binding. Gene Ontology annotation, biological process: cell-cell adhesion; integrin-mediated signaling pathway; cell-matrix adhesion. The transcript is spliced from 14 exons. Bases 431 to 3769 code for a protein of 1112 amino acids. The record is from RefSeq and is a predicted model, not a curated record. Gene Ontology annotation, cellular component: external side of plasma membrane; integrin complex. NCBI's taxonomy places the organism in Eukaryota, Metazoa, Arthropoda, Insecta, Diptera, Culicidae.
CGGUGAAAAUUUCGAAGAUAAUGAUGAGAUUGCAGAGCAUAUCAAAUCAACAUGAACUCAUCCUAUAGUCUUCUGUGAAAUCAUCGUCAUAAUUAGAUCUGAAAAUUUAUUCGCCAUCUUGUCCCGCCACGAGCAAUGAACCAGCAGAUCUUGAACUGUUCAACAGCAUGGUAUCCGGAAAUUAUUAAAGCUAAUAGACAAUAAUCUAAAAUUGCUAUAACCCAUAGAACGUAGGUAUUUCAAGUGCUACCAGCAUCUCGCUUUCAAUGUUUGUCGGUGAAUCCCCCGGCAACCGGAGUUAGAAGCGAGAAACGCAAAAUAUCUCAAGAUGUGCAAAAUGUUUUAAAAAUAGCGUACCAAAAUAUUGCAUGCUGUUUGAUCGAGUUAUUUGGUGAUUUGUGAAAAAAGAUUGAAAAUAAACGAGUAAGCGAUGAUGAAGAGUAAAUUUUCCUGGCUGUCGCUGCUGGCCACCGCCACGGUGAUGUCAAUUUCCGCCGUUCAGUGCUUCAACUUUGAAACGCGCCUUCCCAUCGUCAAGUACGGAGCGACCAACACCUAUUUCGGAUAUUCGGUUGCUUCCCAUACCGAAAAGUUGAGCAACGGAGACAAGAAAAGCUGGGUCUUGGUUGGAGCUCCUCUCGGUCAGAACCUGCAACCGGCGACCAACCGGUCAGGGGCACUGUUCAAAUGUCCAAUUACUCAGCUAAGCAACGACUGCGAGCAAGUGAAGACAGAUGGUCGAAGAAAGCCUUCUGGUAUUUAUGAAAGUGACGACGAGGAAGAUGAUGAUCUGGCGCCUCCAGGAUAUGAUGAGCUUAAAAGUAAUCAAUGGCUUGGUGUAACCGUCAAGUCAGGCGGCAAGGAGAAUAAGAUCUUUGUAUGCGCGCACCGUUACAUGAAAGUUCAUGAACGGGGGAAGGCGACAGAAAACGGUUUACACCUGGGACAAGGUUUGUGUUACGUGUUGAACAAUGAUUUCUCGUUUGGAUUUGCGGUGGAAGUUUGCCUUGGUCGAUCUACCGAGAGAGAACACGAACAGUAUGCGUUCUGUCAAGCUGGGACCUCGGGAAUGAUUCUGGAUGAUGGUACAGCGGUCAUAGGAACACCCGGAGUGAUGAUUUGGAAGGGAACAGUGUUCGCCGUUGAGGUGGAUGGUGAGUUCCUGUCGAGAGAUAAAACACAAUAUUACGGACCGCAUGACAAUGCGGAUUCUCCUGUUCCGAAUUACAGCUAUUUAGGUAUGGCUGUAACGGGUGGACGAUAUUUCGGAGAUUUCAUGUCCUUCGCAGGUGGGGCUCCACGGUCACGUGGCAAUGGACAAGUGAUUAUAUUUUCUAAUCGAGACAAACGUAAUCCCAUCUUCAAAGAAAGAGAACUUCGAGGUGAACAGUUCGGUUCAAGUUUCGGCUACGAACUAGCAACAGCCGAUGUAAACGGAGAUCACGCUCCCGAUCUGCUAGUUGCAGCACCAUUUUAUUUUGCUAAAUCGGAAGGUGGCGCCGUCUAUGUGUACCAGAAUGUGAAUAAUAAUUUCACCGAGAAUUACACAACCAAACUAACGGGAAAACUUGAAUCCCGCUUCGGCAUGGCGUUAGCAAACCUGGGUGAUAUCAAUAAAGAUGGUUGUGAAGAUAUUGCUAUCGGCGCGCCUUAUGAAGGCAAUGGUGUCGUUUAUAUCUAUCUUGGAACCUCAAAUGGGCUCUCUAAGAAACCAUCGCAGAUAAUAUCUUCAAGCUCUCUGGGAUUGAACGUUCCCGCACUGAAAACGUUUGGAGGUUCCCUAUCAGGAGGUGUCGAUCUUGACAAUAAUACCUAUCCAGAUCUGGUGAUUGGAGCGUAUGACUCGGCAGCAAUCACGACACUCUUGGCACGACCUAUUACGAAUAUUAAAACGUCAGUAAUUAGUAAGGAGCUGCAAAACAUCGAUCCUACCAAGCAAGGAUGCGAGGCAGACCCAACUGCUAAUGCCACAUGUUUUUCGUUUAGAGCGUGCUGUUCAAUCGAGCCGUACGAAGAAUCUGGCCACACCAGUAGUCAAAGUCAACACUUGAAACUAAUUUACACGAUCGAAGCAGAAACGUAUAAUAAUAUGAAAAAGUUUUCGCGAGUUUACUUUGGUCCGGACACCAAAAAUCGGUCGAACAUCCUUCGGAAACAAAUUAGUGUGAUUACAGAUGGACGCCAAGAAUGUAGAGAAGAAGUCGUUUAUAUCAAGGAUAACACAAGGGAUAUACAAAAUCCUAUCCGCUUCCGGUUGAAUUAUACAAUAUUAGAUAAUACACUUCCAACAUCGGCGUUGGAUACGUUGGAUCCAAUUUUAGAUCAAACCCAAGCGGACAGGACUUUUGAAGCAACCUUCCAGAAGGACUGUGGAAACGAUGGCAUUUGUCAGUCUAAGAUUGAUUUGAGCGCUAGACUAUCACUGGAAAAACAAGCGGACAACUCAUAUUCACUGGUUCUCGGACGUGAUCGUGGCGUUCAGCUUAAUGUGAGUGUUUCCAAUUUGGCCGAUUCAGCAUACGAAACUCAUCUAUAUGUGAAACAUGAUCCCAGCAUUUCGUACAGCGGAACAAAGAGUCUCUACACCUGCACCCAAUUCAACUCGACCAUCGUUGACUGUUCGCUCGGUAAUCCAAUGCGACGGAAUACGGAGGCAAAACUUUCAUUGCGGUUCGACCCUCAGCGAGUGGAUGACCUGGUAUCGAAAUUAUCUUUUCAAGUGUUUGUCAACACAACAUCUACCAUGCUUGAAGGAGCGAGACAUAGUGCAGUACUAGCUGUCAACGUGAUUAAACGAGCGAAGAUCAGCAUAUCAGGUGCUGCCCAUCCGGAGCAAACAUUUUACGGAGGAGACGUCAAAGGUGAAAGUGCAAUGGAAACAGUGGAAGAUAUUGGCACGGCAGUUCAGCACAUAUAUUUGAUCUACAACGAUGGUCCAUGGAGGGCACCAAAAGUUCAAGUUACCGUCCAAUGGCCGCAUCAGGUUGCUAACGACAAGCCUCAGGGUAAAUGGCUUCUCUACCUAACGGACACGCCUUCAGUAGACGCAACCAACGGAGGUGAUUGUAUAGUUGAACCCCAUUCUGCUAUAAAUCCACUCGGACUGAAAAAAACAUCCGUGCUAAACGAGUUGGUGCAAAUGGAUCGCUACACCCAAAGGGCACACAAUAAAUCGCUAACGUUUGCGGCCGAAAAAUCUGAAAGAUUAUCUUAUGCAAAACAAUCGACAUUCUCGUCGUCGGACAGCACAUUAAAUCGGGUAAAACGUGAUCGAUCCAUGGUCAUCCGCGCCGAGCGUCUAACGGACAAAGAUGGCAAACAAACAGACAUCGUUCACAUGGACUGCAAACGAAACACUGCCAAAUGCAUAUCGAUCGUGUGUAAUAUAUACGACGUACAACCGAAGGCCCAAGUACUUAUCAACGUGACCGCCAGACUGUGGAAUUCAACACUUGUCUCAGACUAUCCGAAAGUAGACUUGGUAAAAAUUGCCUCCAUCGCACGAAUCAAAGUGUUCGAGGUGCAACAGGAUUAUCCCAUAGAUUCUGUUAUGGUGGAAACGCUAGCCUAUCCAGAACUGCAUGACCAAGCUGGCGAUGGGUCCAUACCAAUAUGGAUCAUAAUUCUUGCCAUUUUAAGCGGUUUAUUGGCACUUGCUUUGCUAAUCUACAUUUUGAAGAGGUGUGGAUUCUUUAAGCGCCGGAGACCUGAUCCGACAUUGAGCGGUAAUCUAGAGAAAAAUAGCGAAAGCAAACCGUUUAUUUCCUAAAACAAUGGAUAACAACAGGCUGAAGUGUAGCGUCGGUUGAAAAAGUAAAUAACUGGGUACAGUAAUCCUUGAGAAAGAAUUGAGCAAAGUCUACUUAAAAAGUGAUAUGCACUAUAGAUAAAUAGAAUGUAAAUUUAUGACCAUCCAUUAGUUUAUAGUAAUAUUACUUUUGGUGCUGCUACAGCCCUGCAAGAAAUGGUAAGAUCACGAUGUAUUGGAAAAAUAUACUGAGUGCGAUACCAUAAUAUCGACUAGCCCUAAUUGUAGUGUCAGGAUAAGUCAUUGAAAUACUUCAAACAUCCAUCUCAAUUCAGUUGUGUAAUAUGCAAAAACAUGCUGGGAAAUGCCACCUGUGAGAUAAAUUACAGAAAGCAGCAAAGACAUCGAAUAAAAAGCUACUAAGAAUCUUAAGACUGAGGAUAGUUGCAUAUAUCGUGUAGUUUAGUGAUUCAAUUUCCGAGUUUCAGUCAUUACUUAUCAUGUGAUUAAUUCUCCAAUAAGCCAUCUUCUCUAAAACAUUCACCUAUGAGUUCUUCCAUCGGUAGUCAUGGCGACAAAUAUUUCAUAACGCAAUGAAUUCUUAUAAUCGUGUUCAAUAGCCCUAUGCCCCAGUUUAGGUAAAAUAAGUAAAUUCAACUGUACAUUCAACGAAAAAGCACCCAAAUUAGUAUAUGUUUAAUGAAGUUUGUCUAUCCAUUGUAAUAAAAUCAUGCAACAAAAUAUGGCACAAAAAGUAUUUGCAUCUGCAAAAUUACUAAUAUGUACAUACGUUCCUUAUAUUGAUAAAGAAAAACGUAGAACGAGAUAAGCUAUUGGAUAAUUGUGCUUCUUUGACCAGAAAACAGACCGCAGUUGGGUAACGAACAUUGCUCGAUUAAACAACCCGCAGUUAUACUACUAAUCAAAAGGUCAUUGAGAAGCAUCUUGCCUUUUUAAAAGUGCCAUUAUUAUAAAAGUAGAGAUGUAAAGCCGUUUUGGUGAUCGAAAUAAGGGUUAAAUGCUUACGAAUCGGUGCGAUUUGUUUAAACAACAGUAUCACAAAAAAAAAGUAAAAACUAACUUAGCAUAAUUCGUUGUGGUGUUAUCUGUAUUUUUGAGUACUGUAGCGUAAUUAUUUAAAACGAAUUUAAAACUGUUGUACAUUAUUAUUAAAGUUUUAUAUUUUAAUCGUUUAUGUGUAGAAUAUUAACAGUACAUUAUAUGUAAAUUUUAUAC